GAUGGAAGUGGCAGAGUCAGAGGUGGAGGCAGCAGCCCUAGAGUUCCUGCCUGGGGUGGAAGGUAUCCUGAAGCCUAUAAGCCUGCAGGAGGAGGCAGAACUGCCAGCUAAGAUCCUGGCUGAGUUUGUGAUGGACUCCCAGAAGAAAGACAAGCUGUUCUGCAGUCACCUUCAGGUAGUAGGCUUCUUGCAGAACUUUCUGGCUCAGGAAGAUACUGCCCAGGGCUUGGACCCCUUGGCUUCUGAAGACACAAGCCGACAGAAGGCAAUUGCAGCUAAAGAACAAUGGAAAGAUCUGAAAUCCACUUACUGGGAGCACGUGGAAGCCAUCAAAAGUGCCCUGACCCAGGUCCUGAUGAAAACAGAAGAGGCCCAAAGGAAGCAGACACAGCUCAAAGAAGUCCUUGAGCAGCUUCAGGCCAAGAAGCAAAUGGCCAUGGAGAAACUCAGAGCAGCCCAGAAGAAAUGGCAGCUGCAACAG
Carlito syrichta (Philippine tarsier) is the source of this 481-nucleotide messenger RNA. Its product is annotated as ZW10 interactor-like. The record is from RefSeq and is a predicted model, not a curated record. NCBI's taxonomy places the organism in Eukaryota, Metazoa, Chordata, Mammalia, Primates, Tarsiidae. Gene Ontology annotation, biological process: establishment of localization in cell; mitotic cell cycle checkpoint signaling; mitotic sister chromatid segregation. The transcript is spliced from 3 exons. The annotation marks the transcript as partial. Gene Ontology annotation, cellular component: kinetochore; cytosol; nuclear body.